AUGCAUGCGGCUUUAAAUGAUAUGCAACAACAGCGCAACAGACUCGUGACAAGCAAGGCCAGUCCAGAGGCGACACCACCUCCCACACACGCUGCUAGCAGCGGACAAUCCGCCAAUGCUACCCCAUCUGCUAACACAGCAGCACACGCGGCAGCUCCACCGCCAGCAGCCCCUAUCAAUGGAGUGAAUGCCAAGGCUGUGAAUGCUGCAUCUGCCAACACUGGUAAUAAUGGAGCUAAGCCCAGCAACCGCAGCCGAAUUAUGCUACCACUUCCGCCUCCUGGGACUGGAAUUCGACACAAUGUGCAAGCAGCAUCAGAUGUAUCGACGCCCUCAACAGGGAAACCCAGAGGAGCUGCAGCGGGGCUACCCUUACCGCCUCCUGGGACAGGGAUACGCCACAAUAUACAGGCUGUAGCUGAUGCGUCAACACCUCCACCUGGCCAGCUCAGAGGCGCCGCUGCCUAUGCGGCCAAGCUUGCUGCUCAAUCUAAAGCUGCUGCUGCUGCCACCCCAACAACAGAAUAG
Molecule: messenger RNA, 528 nt
Organism: Seminavis robusta
Lineage: Eukaryota; Bacillariophyta; Bacillariophyceae; Naviculales; Naviculaceae
Source: the annotation of a GenBank genome assembly